AUGAAUAGUUUGGGUUUCAAAUACUGGGGAAGAACGCCCCACCAACCCCACCCCCUGGCGAUAUGUGUGGCAUUGGUGAUAAUGAGGUGGGGUAGUGGUGUGGUGGAAUUAGGCCGUGUUGGAUUAGAUUGGUUCGACGAUGAGCUAGCGGAUGAGGGGCAUUACUAUCUGGAGCUAGAGAAUGGAGUGAAGCGAGGGGGCAAUGUUAAACUAAGUUUUGAGGAGGAGCCUGAGAUUCUUGACAUUGAGGAUGCUGUGAGAGUUCUCUUGCAGGGUUUGGGUGAAGAUAUCGAACAAGAAGGUCUGCGAAAGACCCCUCUUCGUGUAGCCAGGGCUCUUCGUGAAGGAACUAGAGGUUAUAAACAGACAGUGAAGGACAUUGUCUGUGGCGCUUUAUUCCCGGAAGCUGGAUUAGAAAGUGGAGUUGGACAUGCCGGUGGUGCUGGUGGGCUUGUAAUUGUUCGAGAUCUUGAUCUCUUCUCCUAUUGUGAGUCAUGCUUGUUCCCUUUCCAGAUUAAAUGUCAUGUGGGUUAUGUCCCAUAUGGCCAGCAGGUUGUAGGCCUAAGCAAGCUCUCUCGAGUAGCCGAUAUUUUUGCAAAACGACUUCAAGAUCCACAGCGCUUGGCCAAUGAGUUGUGUACAGCUUUGCAGCAUGGUAUCAAAGCGACAGGCGUUGCUGUCGUUCUCCAAUGUUCUCACAUUCCUUUGCCAAAUUUUGAAACAGCUAUCUUGGACCCAAAUCACGGAGGAUGGGUGAAGAUUUUAGUUACAUCAGGGACAGGAGUUUUUGAAGAUGAGAAGUCAGAUACUUGGACUGAUUUUUUGAGUCUUCUGAGAUUCAGAGAUAGAAAUGUAGAGGAUAUCUGUUCUGGAGGCUCGAGCAACAAAUCUUGGUGCCCGUCUCACGCUUUCUGCAAGACGGAACCAGCAAAUUCGGUGAUGCUUAAUGCAGUAGCUUCAAUUCUUUGUUCUUUGGGUGAAGAUCCAUUAAGGAAGGAGCUCGUUGAAACUCCUGCUCGUUUUGUGAACUGGUUAAUGAAGUUUAGGAAUACUAAUCUGGAUAUGAAGCUGAAUGGGUUUGUCCGAAACAGCAGAGAUUCUCUAACUUCCAAUGGAGGAGUAGACCAUACAGAAGAUUGUUUCUGUUCAGAACUGAACUUGACAUUGUGGUCACAAUGUGAACACCAUUUACUUCCCUUCCAUGGUGUAGUGCAUAUAGGUUAUUACUGUUCCAAUGGGGCGAGUCCUGUGGGGAGAUCUCUUUUACAGUCAAUAGUACAUUUUUAUGGAUUCAAGCUCCAAGUACAGGAAAGGCUGACCAGGCAAAUAGCAGAGACGAUUUCAUCCAUUUUAGGUGAAGAUGUAAUGGUAGUUGUGGAAGCUAAUCACAUGUGUAUGAUCGCUCGAGGGAUCGAGAAAUUUGGCAGCAAUACUGCUACAAUUGGUGUCUUAGGUCGAUUUUCCACUGACCCUACAGCUAGGGCGAAAUUUUUGCAGAUCAUUCCCAGCUCUUGCCCUGCUCGAGGUUGA
Molecule: messenger RNA, 1530 nt
Organism: Fraxinus pennsylvanica
Lineage: Eukaryota; Viridiplantae; Streptophyta; Magnoliopsida; Lamiales; Oleaceae
Source: the annotation of a GenBank genome assembly